UUUUCUUCUCCAGCCGGGAGGACGCGGCUGUGACACGAAGAAGCACUGGAAGAGAGAUGCAAGUAUUUGAAGAAAUUGGCAGGAACAGAAGAAAAUUAGGUACUGUGGAUUAUCUUGAGGGGGAGGAAGAUACUAAUUUGGACCUUGUGUGGACAGUAAUGACCUCACGUUUCCGUUUGCCUGCUGGCAGAACCUACAAUGUACGAGCAUCAGAGUUGGCCCGAGACAGACAGCAUACAGAGGUGGAUUGCAACAUUCUUCUUCUGGAUAACACUGUACAAGUUUUCAAAGUUAGUAAACAUGAUCAAGGACAAGUUCUGUUGGAUAUAGUCUUCAAACAUCUUGAUUUGACUGAGCGUGACUAUUUUGGUUUACAGUUGGCUGAUGAUUCCACAGAUAACCCAAGGUGGCUGGAUCCAAACAAACCAAUAAGGAAGCAGUUAAAGAAACUGCUUUUAUUAAUUCUAGGAGGAUCUCCUUACAGUUUGAACUUCAGAGUCAAAUUUUUUGUAAGUGACCCCAACAAGUUACAAGAAGAAUAUACAAGGUACCAGUAUUUUUUGCAAAUUAAACAAGACAUUCUUACUGGAAGAUUGCCCUGUCCUUAUAAUACUGCUGCCCUUUUGGCUUCAUUUGCUGUUCAGUCUGAAUUUGGAGACUACAACCAGUCAGAAAACUUGCCAGGCUACCUCUCAGAUUAUUCUUUCAUUCCUAAUCAACCUCAAGAGUUUGAAAAAGAAAUUGCAAAAUUACAUCAGCAACAUACAGGCUUAUCUCCUGCAGAAGCAGAAUUUAAUUACCUGAACACAGCACGUACCUUAGAACUCUAUGGAGUUGAAUUCCACUAUGCAAGGGAUCAAAGUAACAAUGAAAUUAUGAUUGGAGUGAUGUCAGGAGGAAUUCUGAUUUAUAAGAACAGGGUACGAAUGAAUACCUUUCCAUGGUUGAAGAUUGUAAAAAUUUCGUUUAAGUGCAAACAGUUUUUUAUUCAACUUAGAAAAGAAUUGCAUGAAUCCAGAGAAACCUUAUUGGGAUUUAAUAUGGUGAACUACAGAGCAUGCAAAAAUUUGUGGAAAGCUUGUGUAGAACAUCACACCUUCUUCCGUUUGGACAGACCCCUUCCACCUCAAAAGAAUUUUUUUGCACAUUAUUUUACAUUAGGUUCAAAAUUCCGGUACUGUGGGAGAACUGAAGUCCAGUCAGUUCAGUAUGGCAAAGAAAAAGCAAAUAAGGACAGGGUAUUUGCAAGAUCCCCAAGUAAACCCUUGGCACGAAAAUUAAUGGAUUGGGAAGUAGUAAGCAGAAAUUCAGUAUCUGAUGACAGGUUGGAAACACAAAGCCUUCCAUCACGAUCUCCGCCUGGGACGCCUAAUCAUCGAAAUUCUGCAUUCACACAAGAGGGACCCCGGUUACGACCAUCUUCAGUUGGUCAUUUGGUAGACCGUGUGGUUCACACUUCCCCAAGCGAAGUAUUUGUGAAUCACAGAUCUCCAUCUUCAACACAAGCUAACAGCAUCAUUCUGGAAUCAUCACCAUCACAAGAGACCCCUGGGGAUGGGCAGCCUCCAGCUUUACCGCCCAAACAAUCGAAGAAAAACAGCUGGAACCAAAUGUAUUAUUCACAUUCGCAACAAGAUCUGGAAAACCAUAUUAACGAGGCAUUUGAUGUUCCAUCUUCCCCUGAAAAAUCUACUCCUAAUGGUGGUAUUCCACAUGAUCAUCUUGUUCUAAUCAGAAUGAAACCUGACGAAAAUGGAAGAUUUGGAUUCAAUGUAAAGGGAGGAUAUGAUCAGAAGAUGCCUGUGAUCGUGUCCCGAGUAGCACCAGGAACACCUGCUGACCUCUGUGUCCCUCGAUUGAAUGAAGGUGACCAAGUUGUACUGAUAAAUGGUCGGGACAUUGCAGAACAUACCCAUGACCAGGUUGUCCUGUUUAUUAAAGCUAGCUGUGAGAGACAUUCUGGGGAACUCGUACUUCUAGUCCGACCUAAUGCUGUCUAUGAUGUAGUGGAAGAAAAGCUAGAAACUGAGCCAGACUUCCAGUACAUUCCUGAAAAAGCCCCACUAGAUAGCGUCCAUCAGGAUGAUCAUUCCCUGCGGGAGUCAAUGAUCCAGCUAGCCGAGGGGCUUAUCACGGGAACAGUCCUGACACAAUUUGAUCAACUAUAUCGGAAAAAACCUGGAAUGACAAUGUCUUGUGCCAAAUUACCUCAGAAUAUUUCCAAAAAUAGAUACAGAGAUAUUUCGCCUUAUGAUGCUACACGGGUCAUUUUAAAGGGUAAUGAAGAUUAUAUCAAUGCAAAUUAUAUAAAUAUGGAAAUUCCUUCUUCUAGCAUUAUAAAUCAGUACAUUGCUUGUCAAGGGCCAUUACCACACACUUGUACAGAUUUUUGGCGGAUGACUUGGGAACAAGGCUCCUCCAUGGUUGUAAUGUUGACCACACAAGUUGAACGUGGCAGAGUGAAGUGCCACCAGUAUUGGCCAGAGCCCACAGGAAGUUCAUCCUAUGGAUGCUACCAAGUCACCUGCCACUCGGAAGAAGGAAAUACUGCAUAUAUCUUCAGGAAGAUGACACUAUUUAACCAAGAGAAAAAUGAGAGUCGUCAACUCACUCAGAUCCAGUACACAGCCUGGCCUGACCAUGGUGUCCCUGAUGAUUCCAGUGACUUUCUGGAUUUUGUUUGUCACGUACGAAAUAAGAGGGCCGGCAAGGAAGAACCUGUUGUUGUUCAUUGCAGUGCUGGGAUUGGAAGAACUGGGGUUUUGAUUACUAUGGAAACAGCCAUGUGUCUCAUUGAAUGCAACCAACCAGUUUAUCCACUAGACAUUGUAAGAACAAUGAGAGAUCAACGAGCCAUGAUGAUCCAGACACCUAGUCAAUACAGAUUUGUAUGUGAAGCUAUUUUGAAAGUUUAUGAAGAAGGAUUUGUUAGACCCUUAACGACAUCAUCAAAUAAAUAAGAAAGCAAAAAAUCUGGAAUAUGUGUUAGAAAACUGCUUUCCAAUUAUAUUCACUGUGCCAUAAUACUGCUUGCAGGAAAUGGCAUCUAAACAAAAAAUGAAGAACUGACAAAAACUGAAAACUUCAGCACUGUUGCACUUUAUGUUUAAAAAAAAGUCAUUCUCAAAACCUAUAAUUCAUGUGUUUAAAGACUAUUUCAUGCUUUGUUUCGAACAAAUAGUGAAUAACUGAGUAUGUUCAGGGUAACUUAUGAAAUUUUGUAGUGGUGCCAUGCAGUCCCCUACCAGAAGAAUUGCCACAGACAAGGCUCAGAAUUCUCAUCAUCUCUGUUACACCUGUACUUUGAAAGCAAAAAGAAGUAAACAUCAGGAGUCAGCUCUGGUGUUUGCAGUGAUUCAUGUACUUACUAUAUUACUUGAUUACCAGAUUUUAUUUUUUAAAUUUUAGCAAUAUCAUUUUCAAUAUUAGCCAAUACACUGCCUAUGGAUGCAGCACAUCUUUCCCUACACUCCCCCUGUAGAGACCUGCUGUUCAUAAGAAGAAAGGUGGAAUUGCUUUUCCCAGGAAAUGCUGCACAUUGUCCAUUUACCAGCAUCUUACAGAAAGUAUAAAUAUGAAUCUACAGAUUUUCUUGAAUUUAAUAAUGUAACAUAUUUACCUUAAGGUUGGCUUAUUCCAAAUCAUGUGAUUUCAUGUACUUGAUAUAAAGGAAUGCAUGUAUUAUGUCUUAACCCCGUAAGUGCCUUGAGACAUCUGUGUAUGUCUAAUGAAUAGGCACUCAUUUGACCCACUAGUAGGUAUGUAUGUAUACUGUACACUUACAUUUUUAUGCAUUUUUAAUCAGUUCACAUUUGCAAAUAACUUCUUGUAUUGAGAGUUAUGCAGUCAAAGAAGGGUAAGAAAAUUCUGUUUCUUACUCAGACCCUGUAUUUUGUCACAGGAAGCAAAGGUAAUUAGUGUUCUUCUGAGUGAGAGCUCUGCUGCUAUGGAAUUGUUUAAAUCUGCACAUUCCUUUCCUGAAAGACAGGGUUACAGUUUAGCAGCUCAAGUUAAAAGAUGCUUUAGUCUUCAAAUUUAUAUUUAUUUUAUCCCUUGCUUUACAAAUGGCAUCUAAUAUGCACAUUAAAGUUAAACAUAUUGAUACUCUAAGCUAGAGUUAGACCAGUUUAGUUGUGGCUUAUUUCUAUUACUAAUGGAAUUAUUACUCUUCAGCAUUCAUUUCAGUUCAUACCACAUUUUGUUCACACUAGUCUAAUAGUCAGGAUACUUCAAACAAGGAAUGAAACAUUGUUGACUUAUUUCAAAGUAUAAUCCCUCAGUAACUGAAAUGAAAUGAAAUCCCUCAAUAACUGAAAUGAGGGUUUUUCUGGUCAUUUUUGUAUACCGUUAAGUUACUCUAAUUUACAUGUACUUACGAGGUUAUAAGCAUGUUACUUCAUGGAGACUGUUGGCUGUCCUGCCUGAUGGAGGAUCUGAUGCCCUUUAAGGACUUGGAUAAUUUCCUGUUCAGGUUUUUUUAUUUUAAUUUUUAAGUCUACAGGGAGAUAGAACUUUAAAAUUGCCCUGCUUUAAUAUAAGUGGAAAUUUGCUCACCUAUUGAAAUGUUAUAAUUACACAAUUAUUUUAUAUGGAUUAUUGUUGAAAUUUACUUUUACUGGUGUUUUCUGAAUAUUUCAGAAUAGUAUUGAUAAAAUUUAGAGUUGAAUGGUGGAUAUUUUGGAAUGCCAUUUAGUAUGAGGAGGGAAAUGUAUAUUUUAAAAUCUUCAGUAUAAUCUAAAUGAUGUUCUUUCAGAUAGUCAAAAUCCAUAAUAAUCAAUUUUAGGAAGUUAAGUCCUAAUCAUUAAUAGCCAAGAUACCAAAUAAAUUAUUAUUAAAAUAUUUUAAGUUUUCUAAAAAGAAUAGUAAACAUAACCAGUAUGUCUAAGAGAAAUUCUCUUAUCUAUUUCUGAAUUUCAUAAUCAAGACAGUAUUAGAGUAAAUAAGCUGUAGUUUUAUUUGAACAUUCCAUUCUCUGCCAACAGAUAAAUGUAAUAUAGGCUGCUCUAUGACAUGAUUGAUGAUCAGUUGAAAAGUGAAAUCAUGUUCAGGUCUACAUAAUUAAAAACUGGGAAGUUUUUCACAUGAAUUAAAAAGAAAAUUGGUCUGUUCUAUGUGGAUAGAAUAUGACAACCACAGAUUUAAAAACAAAAGAUACAGUUGUAUAGAGAUAAACAGAUAAGUGACAUGGUUGGCAUGUUCUUUAGGGCUUAAUGUUUACACUUCUGAGAUUAACUAAUAAUUGUUGGCAGUGAGCACUGCUGCCUUUUUUAACCGUUAAGGCCAGUCUGUAAAUCCCACAUAUAUCAAGUGUUCAUCUGAGAGGUGUUCUCGGUCAGUAUUGUUAUGUACAAAAAAAUUCUUCUUUAAAGGCAUAUUUAUUGGGGUCUUAAAUUUAAAAAUAUGCUAAUUAUGCUUCCCUGUUCACUCAACAGAUAAGACAUUAUCCAUUACACCUAAGAAUUUUUUAACCUGUUUAUUGAUCUAUGUAGGGUUCUAGAAUCAUCCUAGCUUUGGUACACCAAGUAGGUCUAGAUUUCACUCAUAUCAUGUAACAUCAAGUGAUAAAAAUGCCAGAUUACUUAUAUCUAAACUACUCUCCCCUUCCACUCCCCACCCCCCCAAUUAAUCAACGUUGACUGUUACUCUCACAAAUGGAAAUAGUUAUUGGCGAACCUCUCUGAUUUAUAUGAUGGUUUUACGAUGUUCAUUUCAAAUGUAUGUUUGAGCAUCUGAUUUGUGUCAGCACUCUGUACACAGGAUGAGAAAUAUUUUGGAAUAGACUUUACAUUCACAAAAAGAAUUGGUAGUAUUUGUUAAGCCAAUGCACUCAUUCAAAAUAGACGCAGAGUAACAGCAUCUAUUUUUAUUUCCUUUGCGUGGCCUCCUAGUGAAAGUAGGAGAUGGGGAAAGGGUUGGUCAUUUUGAAGAGUAAAGAGAAAAUGUAUACUGAUAUAUAAAAACUGGCUUCAAAUGUAUAAAGGUAUGUUAAGUCAUUAAGACAAUUGCUUGAAGGUUUCAAGUACUAAUAUUACACAUAAGAUACUUUUGUGUGUUUCACAAAAGCUAAUGCUCUAAGAGAGGUAAAGGAUUAUUUUAACUAUAUAGUUGUUGAUAAUUUGUUGGCAGAUCUGAUCAGAUCUAAUCAGGUAUUUGAGCAAAAGCCUCCUGUUUCCACAGGCAGUACCAUGUACAACAUUAGAGCUAAAAGGAACCUGAAAGACUUUUAUCUAAUUUCACUCUGUUAUUUUAGGCAACAUGUGUGAUUAUCAUAAAUUCUCAUGAAUUUUAGGGUUUCAGCGCAAGAAUUCUAUUCAGGCAGUGGUUUCACUAUGAUGUCACUUAGUUUAGAAAAUAAGUAGACUUUUCAAAGUGAUCCUCAGUGGGACCUGAUCCAGUUUGCUAGCCAUGCUUCCUUGACAGAUCAUAAGCUUUUGUAAGGUAUUUAAGCUGUAUAUGUGCGGUGCAAAAACAUUCUAAAAUGCAAAUUAGAAGGCUAAUUUUUAAAAGCACUUAAAACAUAAAACUAAGAUUUAGAAUAUAUGUCUACUUGCAAUCAAAUAAUUUAUGUGAACAUGUAGUAGCAUUACUUGUUUUAUAAUCUUAUCAGGAAGGGAGAAGAAGGAAACAAGAAUUUUUAACAGUGUUCUAUUUAAUAUCUGUGUUUUGAAUGUUUAAAAUAUUCUGACGGUAAGGUUGCCAAAGUAGGUUUGAAUUCAUAAAAAUUAUUUAUACCACAGUAAUGUGAGGUAUGUUUACAUCUCUUUUAUUUUGUUGUAAUUAUUUUGUAGUUCAGGUGAAUUUUCAUUUAAGUCCCUUAGAGUUACACAUUAUGGUAAAUAUUUGUUGGAAUAAACAUCUCUUAAUAACAUGACAAGACCAAGAUAAAUUAUGCCACAGUUUGCUUUUAUGUAAUUGCCACAUCAACAAAGUGACUCUAUUAGGACUGCUUACUCGCCACGUUUGCUUCAACUAUCCCACCACUGCUCUUGCAGCAUGUGUGUGUGUGUGUGUUGUUUCCUCCAAGUAAAAGAGCUAUGUUAAUUGAAAUCCACUGGAUUAAUUGAAUCAAAUAUCAGAAUUACUGAUAUUGGUGCCUCAGUGUGAUCACAACACAAGUUGUAGCAACCAUUUUGUGAAAUUCUUUGAGAGUUAUGUAGAAACACAUUUACAUAAUAAAACAUUUUAGGACUAACUGCUAAUAGAUAAUUUCAGCAAUUUUAUAAAGAGCCCAUGAAAUGAAUCUCUAAAUUGAAUUUGGGGGAUUCAACUUUCUUUACAAUGUCUACAACUAUCAUCAACACAAUUUUUUAUUGUAUACAGAUUUCAUUCUUAGUAGCAAUAAGCCUUUCAAUGUUAUCAAAAACAAGCCCUAUUUCAGUCAGAAAUUAGACAUUUUAUUUCCAAAAUCUUGGUGAAAAUACCAAUUUUAUUCCUGUUUCCUAUCUAAAUUUGCUGCUAUUUAUUUGUAUGUUUUCUACGGCAGUUUCCUGUUGAUUUCUAAAGUUUAAUAUUCAUUGUUUUCAUUUUAGUAAUGCAAGCUAAAUGGGCAGCCAGAAGUAGUAUCUACUGGGGUGCAAUUCAUCAACACUGGCUAGACAUGGUUCAUUGCAUAAAUAAGUAAACUGAUCUUUUUUAAAUUUACAAAGUGAAAGGUAUUAGUAAUAGUUCAAGUUAAAAGCUACAAUUUUAGGAAGAAAUCCUAAUGUUUAACUUCCUGAAACAUUUCAAAAUUUCAAAUACAGGAAUGAAAACGUUUUAAAACCUUGUUGUGCUCAUAGAAGUUUUAGUUAAAUACUGUUGAAUUUUUCUCUUGUGGUGUAAAUGAUAUAGAAAAUAUUUUUCUAUGGGCAAAAGAUUGAAACUUCUUUUACUUCAUUGUUUAAAAAGGAAAAAUUGAUAUUUGUCUUUCAUGCUGUAAAGAAAAUGAAUGUAUCUUUCAAUGUUAUGAGAAUUAUGACUUAAUUAUGGGGAUACUCUUUGGUUUAAAAAAAAAAGUCAGUGAGAUUAAAAA
Molecule: messenger RNA, 8011 nt
Organism: Myotis lucifugus (little brown bat)
Lineage: Eukaryota; Metazoa; Chordata; Mammalia; Chiroptera; Vespertilionidae
Gene: PTPN4
Product: protein tyrosine phosphatase, non-receptor type 4
Exons: 28
Coding region: 57-2960 (967 amino acids)
Biological process (GO): protein dephosphorylation
Cellular component (GO): cytoskeleton; cytoplasm; cytoplasmic side of plasma membrane
Molecular function (GO): cytoskeletal protein binding; protein tyrosine phosphatase activity
Source: RefSeq, a predicted model, not a curated record